CCAGAUCAAAUCACCAAAAACUAAACCACCACAAGACAGUGGCUCGCUCUCAUCUCGCUCACAUCUGAUUCCCUUGUUUUACUGACCAGUUUCUAUUCUGCAUUUUCAUCUCCCUCCCUUCCCCCACCACCACCUUGACCGUGAGCUGGGAGCUGUCACGCGAAACAAAGCCAGGCCAGGCCGAGCCAAACAAAGCAAGGCAAAGCGAAGCCAGGCAAUGCCACGGCCCCGAGGUGGUCCUCCCAAACCUCCCUCCCACUUUUGGCAUUUGGGGGUAGACUAAAAAGAAGCACCAUGCGUCAAGUCAUACAUCAGUCAAUAGCAUCAUCUUGUGAAGCAACAACAGAAGAAGAUCCGCUCGCCCCGCCCCUCGCUCUCUUCCUCAUUCCGGGCCGUGACACCCGCGUCCUCGCGUCAGUCAGGUUCAUCAGAUCCCGUGUCCCUCCCUCCCAUUGCCUUUCCUAGGAGGCAUCAUGAGUAAACAAACAAGCGGGAAAGGGACGAAAGCAGCAGAUCGCUGCGGUCACUUCUCCCCUCUUACUCUAGUUGCAUCAAUUUCCUCCCCUCCCUUGUCCUGCCUUAAAUCUUGAAUGGAAUUUGGCGAAGGAUAGCAAAAUGACCACUACAAAAUGAGUCAAAAGAAUAGUCUUAGAGUGGCUCCUGUAGACCUCAGACAAAAUUGCAAGCCCUCCUUGUCUUCUUGGAAGUC
Messenger RNA from Marchantia polymorpha subsp. ruderalis, 709 nucleotides. The record is from the annotation of a GenBank genome assembly. Lineage: Eukaryota; Viridiplantae; Streptophyta; Marchantiopsida; Marchantiales; Marchantiaceae.